Messenger RNA from Triticum aestivum (bread wheat), 2016 nucleotides. RefSeq lists its product as uncharacterized. The record is from RefSeq and is a predicted model, not a curated record. The transcript is spliced from 3 exons. NCBI's taxonomy places the organism in Eukaryota, Viridiplantae, Streptophyta, Magnoliopsida, Poales, Poaceae. Bases 201 to 725 code for a protein of 174 amino acids.
CCUAAUACGUGUUCCAUGAAAGCGUAAUCAGCUUCUAUCCCAGCGAUUGUAAAGACCACAUACCGCUCCUCCCUAUUCCAUGUCCAUCGUACCCUAGGGCUGGAUCCAGGGUUAUUAGAUCGCCGCCGCCGCCAGCAUACGGCUGCAGAUGAAGGCCACAACUCUUCUCUCCGGCUAUCCCGACGCCAACCCACCACGCCAUGUCCGCCGGACCGACGACGGCCAGGACGACGUCCGGCGUCCAGCGCUGGAACGAGGAGCUCGACCAGGCUGAGCUGGGCGUCCAACCGGACAAGGCAGCAGUCCACGCCGGCGAGUGCGUGCAUGGCCCACCCCUCCGCCCACGGCGAUGCGGCUCCCGGCUGCGCAGCCGCAGCGUGGAGCAUCCGCGCGUAUGUGUAUGCGUCAGCGGCCACCCUACACGCUGCAUCUUCAUGAAUACGCCUAUUAAAUCCAGACUUGCAGCAAGGCGUCGCCGCGGACUUUACUGGCCCAACGCUGCCGUGAUGGCCGCCACACUCCUCACGCGGACACCAUGGCCUGGACGCAGCAACGUGACACCACAUCACUACGCCUACACUAGAUUCAGCAAAGGAACUCCGGCCCAUCCAACUUUCAGCCAUACAUCCUUCAGCCUUCUACACCACGCCGGCAAGCCGGAAAGUGCUACAACAGUGGCAGCGCUCUCCCAGGCACUUGGGCUGCCCACAACUCCUACAAAAUAAAUUGGCACAAGCUUACUCACAUAGAUUUGCAGAUCGGCGCGUGUUAAAAAUAUGUACAUGCAGAUGGAUCAUUCGCAGAUCAUCUUUAUCGGGAAGGACUACUUCUCAAGCGACUACUGCCUUUAUCAAGUAAAGGAUCUUUGUCAGCAGUACAUUCUUUGAACUUUAUUAGUUAUAUCAUCUCACUCUUCCUAUGUUGUAUUGUUUGUACAUAAUGAGUAUUGCUGCUCAAUGCAACCACUAGAAUGCAAUGAUUAGUAACUCUUCUUGCACUGUUGCAUCUAUAUGAUUGACCUUGUAUAUUCCGGGUUGACAUGCCAUUAUAUUUGACUGUACUGACAUUGAUGAUAUGCAUUUGAUGACAAUAGCAAAAUUAUAACCUAUUGGCAUGUAACAUUCUUUGAAAUGAUAUGACUAUGUUUUUUUUUCUUUUACAACUUGCUUACAGAUAUACUCCCCCUGUCCCUAAAUAUGUCUUUUUAGAGAUGUCAAUAUGAACUACAUACGGAUUUAUAUAGAUGUAUUUUAAAGUGUAGAUUCACUCAUUUUGCUCUGUAUAUAGUCCAUAUUGGAAUCUUUAAAAAGACUUGCAUUUAGGAACGGAGGAAGUACAUGUUUUCUGCUUAUGAUAAUUUGCCGGAGCAUUUAGGGGUAGUGAAUUAACCAGAAAACUGAACGUGCCCAAGUAAAAAAUAAUAUGAGAAGAAAAUUUAGUCUGAAUCAUCGUAGCCAUAAAUCUCACACUAUAGCUCUGCUGGAUAUAUUGCCGACACCCUCACCACUUCGCCCGCCCGCUGGAUAUAUUGCUACUCCUCUAGGGAUGUCUUUCUUCUUUGCAGCUCUGUGUGCCAUGUCGGCGGCCAGGUUGACCGGUGGUGCCCAUGUCAUAUGGGUUGGGAUGUAUCGGUUUUAGCCCAGUUUUCCGUCAAUUAACCGUGCAAUUCUCUUCUUAAUCAAUGAAAAUGGCAAGUCUUUUGCCUUGUUUCAAAUGUUUUUUUACUCAGCCAUCAAAAAUGCCAAGCCUCAAAUCUGCAUUCAAAUUGCUAGGAAGCUUCUCCUAAUUUCUGACCACUCCUAAUUGGACUCAUACAACAAGUAUUAUAGUUCUUUCAUACAAGUUGAGUAUGAACAUACUGAUUUUGUACUAAUGGAGAUUGCCCUCAGCCAGUGAAAUAUCCAAUUUCUGGAUCACCUCAUUUCCCAAUUCUAAUCUAUCUAUAAUCUUUUUUGAGAUAUUAAGAUUGUAUCCAUGACAUGGGAAAUGUAAGUAGCAUGUUGUGACAUGCAUGGA